Messenger RNA from Styela clava, 2735 nucleotides. RefSeq lists its product as uncharacterized. Lineage: Eukaryota; Metazoa; Chordata; Ascidiacea; Stolidobranchia; Styelidae. The record is from RefSeq and is a predicted model, not a curated record.
CUGUGGGGGUAUUGUUUUCCUGCGCCCAAGAUAAGAUGAUAACCAAUCCACUUCUGAAAGUUCUCAUAUGGGAAUAGUUAGCAAGGUAAUUGUUCCAUAUAAAAUUAUAAAUGAACGUAAACAGCGGAGAAGUUCCUGUAAUAAAUAGUUACAGGAACUACUCCGGGUAUUGAGGCGUUUUUGGUUGUUAACCAUCUAUAUACCUUUUCCCCGGAAAGCGUAGGCCGAAUACACGUUUAAAUAAUACCACAGUUCGUGUAACAUCCUGUAACUGCUGCUCAGUUACAAUUAGCUAUUUCCAAACCAGGAGUAUGCUGCAGAAUAACCAAAAGCAUGUCGCUACUGUUCUUUCGUCUAGAGUAGACCGGUGGUUCCCAAACCGAGGAUAAUUACCCUCAGGGGAGUAAUAUGAUGUUUUCAAGGGGAAAUUCAGGCGAUAUUGGUAUGAAGAAUGUCUCUGCAUAGUAGAUACAUAAUACCAAAUAAUGUUUCGCCGUACUACAGAUUGUAGAAUACGCUGAGCAAGCACAACUCCAGCCUAUUGAGGAUGGAUUAGAAUUUGCAAUGGGCGUUCGUGAAAUGUAGAAGAUAGUGUCCGCUUACAAUUUCGGGUUGGCCCUCAACAUGAAUAAAUCAACCUUUCGAAAAAGGUAUUAAUAUUAAAAACAAAAUAUCGAAACAAGCUCAUGAAUGGCGAUGAUAUGAGCCUAGGUUUGAACGUUUGAUAUCGCAGAAACAUUGUCACCCACUGAGAUUAAAUCAGGACGCUGCUGUUUUUAUGGAUUCCCAUGUUUUUGUUGCUAUCAAAUUGAAUAAAUUGUGCACUAGAAAUUUCAUUUUGUAGAAGGGAUAAUUGAGCUUUUGGUAAUUCGAUUUAGGGGUAAAAAUAUUCAAAAAUUUUUUGUAAACUUCUGGUCUAGACUCUAAAAUCCAUUCGCCACAGCACUCUAACAAAACAAUUGAUUCAGCGAAUACGUCGUGAUCAUUAGUAGAAUGUAGAAAUUUCAUAUUCAGCUUCCGCGCAAAAAUUGCAAACCCUCAAGACAUUAAAAAUCGAUCCAUAAAAAUUUAUGGUCUAGUUAUAUUAUAAAAGGUGAGGUAAAGUAUGUAAACAAACUGAACUUUGCCAUGCUUCUUGAUAAAAAUAACGAAAUCUGAUUAAAACUACUAUAAAAUACAAAUUUAAUCUUUAGUGACCACAUUUCUCAUAAAGCCUAUUGUUCAAAAUUGUUUGUUUGUUUCACUUUUUAUAUAGGCUAUCCCCGUGUACCGGAUUUUAAAUAACCAACGUCUAUUUAGGACUGUCUCUUUAGUAAACAAUAGAUCUCGCCUUCGUUAACCGGCGACCUCUCGAUACAUGUGUAUAUAAGAUCGAAAAUAAAAGAAUCUUAUCGAAAUUCUAAUAGAUGUAUCAAUGCUGUAUUCGGAUAAAAUGAGAUAACCUUAUCCUUGCAAUACCAUCAUCUGUUUUAUUUUUAUCAUUUCUUCUCUCUUAUCUUCAUAAAGUCAUACGUAUUAUAUACUUAGUAUAACACUCAACUGAUACAUUGCAUUUUACUAUGAUGCUUAAGUGAGCGAAGCAAGAACAAUUUGUAUAAAUUUUUUCUGACAAGAUUUAUUUGUCUUCACAUUUAUUGCAGUGCUUUGUUGCUUUGUAGAAUAUCAUUUCGUUCUUGUUCUGUGCCAAAACAUUUAUUGAAUACGGUAGGAUGUUGUUAUUCUGACUGGAAUAAAAUGCCAUUCAGUUCUUCUGUUUUGGAAUUUUUCAUAGGCGAACAGCAAUCUUAUUGAUAGGAUUAUUUGGAAAGAGUCGUGAAAAAACAUGUUUUGCCACAUUUUCAAGCUGUGCAUCAACCUCAAAUAUCCCUGAAAAGUCUUUCACAACUGCAACCUCAUUCUCGUCAAACAUUUUAAUACCUAAUUGAGAUUUUUCAAUAUAUUGCCAAAACGUCCCAUGGCUUCCAAGUAUAUUUAUCAAUGAAUUCCAUCAAAUGUAUAGCUGCAACAGGCGGAUGUCGAUGGAACGGACCUACACCAACAUGUCAGCGUGUAAACAACCUCCUGCGAUUUCUUAUAUUUUAUAAUCUAUUCACAACAACCCAGAAACCACCAACUGAUUGUACGGACCCAAAUAAUUCUCAUUUAGUGGAAUGCGGUGGAAAUGGCGUAGAUUGUAAAGACCCUGCAAAUUCUUACAAAGUUGAGUGUGGCGGAAACGGCGUGGAUUGUUCUGAUCCCACAAAUUCUUACAAAGUUGAAUGCGGUGGAACGGGCAUUGACUGCUCAGAUAAAGCCAAUGCUUUUGAAGUGGAAUGCGGAGGCACCGGUGUUGAUUGCACAAACGAAGUAAAUUCGUGGCGAUUGGAAUGCGGAGGAUCUGGUGUUGAUUGCAACGAUUCAUCGAACGCUUGCAGACUGGAGUGUCGGCAACCUUAGAUUCAACUCUCGGAUGUCGGGCCUUACAUAAUUUAAAAAAUUUGCAAGCUAACUUGUUUUUGCUUUUUGGGGAAGUAGCGAAUGUGGAAUAUAACUAUGGAUUUUACUGUUAUUUAACUCCUGAAAAUAGGCCAUUUAGCAAUCUCCCGGAUGGUAUCGACCGAUCUGUGACGUGUUUCCGGCAUCCGGCAUAGUGUUUUUCAUGUUUUUGCAUUAUUACUGGAAUUCAACCAUAUAACUGGUAUUAAGGUUUGAGUGUAUAUUACAAUAUAUCUGAAUGGAUUCAAUUCGAUCGUGCA